CACGCCUGUGCCUCUCCAACCACUGCAAUGGCUUCCAUGAUGCGUCCCACUCUCUUCAGGCAGGCCUGCGCCCAGCCCACAGCCUCGCAGCGCAUGCUGUCGACAGCCACCUCCACCAUGAACCGCCCGCUUGCCCAGCAGCUGCGACCAGCUUUCCAGCGCUCGGCCAUUCCCCAGUCCACCCGCGUCGCCGCCUUCCACGCCACCCAGCGCAAGCAGAUCUUGCCCCCGCUUCCCCAGAAGAUUGUCGGAACCGCCAACGACCCCGUGCCUGUGCCCGCGCCAGACUAUACGCAUGGCAGCUAUCACUGGAGUUUUGAGAGGAUCAUCUCCGCUGGUCUGGUUCCCUUGACCAUUGCACCCUUCGCCGCUGGAUCGCUCAACCCCAUUACCGACUCAAUUCUCUGCGCACUCCUCGUCGUACACUCGCACAUUGGCUUCGAGGCAUGCAUUAUUGACUACUUCCCUAAGAAGCGUGUCCCCCUCGUCCGCAACCUCUCCAUGUGGGCUCUCCGUAUCGGAACCGUCACUCUGGGUAUUGCCCUCUACUCGUUUGAGACCAACGACGUCGGCAUUACCGAGGCUAUUGCCAGGCUGUGGCACGCAUAAAGUGGGGGUUGGGGACUGUACAUCAAAAAUACACAGGUUGUAUAACGUUUCUUGCUUAGAAUAUAAGUACAC
Messenger RNA from Exserohilum turcica Et28A, 681 nucleotides. RefSeq lists its product as uncharacterized. The record is from RefSeq and is a predicted model, not a curated record. NCBI's taxonomy places the organism in Eukaryota, Fungi, Ascomycota, Dothideomycetes, Pleosporales, Pleosporaceae. The coding region runs from base 28 to 609 and encodes 193 amino acids. The transcript is spliced from 3 exons. Gene Ontology annotation, molecular function: ubiquinone binding; heme binding. Gene Ontology annotation, biological process: tricarboxylic acid cycle; mitochondrial electron transport, succinate to ubiquinone. Gene Ontology annotation, cellular component: membrane; mitochondrial envelope.